AUGGCAGCGGCGGCAACAGAAGCAGCUAAUCUCAAGGAUUUUUUCGAAGACAACAAAAAACGGUACAAAGCAAAAUCAACUGAAGAAGGUAGACAACGUAUGCAACCUACACCAAUACUUCCAAUCCUUGUAUCCGACCGUAUGAAGGCGUAUCUGCGGGAAAGAUAUCUCAGCAUCGUAAUACCGUCUACAACAACAACAUCAUUACCAAUAUCAUCUCAAUCAGCACCAUCUCUACAUCCAUCUUUUGCUUCACUUCAAACAAAAGAUUAUAAACAUCCAGAUAUUCAACUUGAUCAACAAACAUAUGAUGAAGCAGAAAAACUUGAACAAAGUCAAGAUCGACGGGCGCAAGAAAAUCUAUUGCAACAAAAUCAAGUUCAAGAACAAAGCGACAAAGAAACUGAUAUAUCUAAUGAUCCUAUGUUAGUGGCUGAAUAUGCUGAUGAAAUUUUCAAGUAUUUACGUUCAACAGAAAAAACUAUGUUGGCUGAUCCGUCUUACAUUACAAUUCAACAUGAAGUGACGUGGCGAAUGCGGGCGGUGUUGAUUGAUUGGGUGAUUGAAAUCCACUAUAUUUUCCAGUUAUUACCUGAAACUCUGUUCCUGGCAGUGAAUAUCAUUGAUCGAUUCCUUUCAAGGCGUGAUGUAUCUUUAUCCAAACUUCAACUGGUUGGUAUUGCAUCUUUGUUUGUGGCCACCAAGUUUGAAGAAACUACAUCUCCUCCUAUCAAGCAAUACCUUUUUAUGACUGGUGAUGCCGUCUCUGAAGAAGAUUUACUUCGAUCUGAACGUUAUAUCUUACAAAUUCUGGAUUUCAAACUCUGUUACCCAAAUCCUCUACAUUUCUUACGUCGAAGUACCAUGACUGGCAACUUUGAUUUACAUAUCCGUCUUUUGGCUAAAUAUUUUAUGGAAAUUACCCUUAUUGAUCACCGUUUUCUGGACACUCCUCCUUCUCAAACUGCUGCUGCUUCCUUAUGGUUGGCCACAAAAAUGCUUUGUAAAGGUUCAUGGACACCUGAACUGGCCAAGGCUUCUGGGUAUACACCUUUGGAAAUCAAGCCUACUGUGGAAUUGAUGUUGGAGUAUUUAUCACAACCUGUUACAGAUGAUUCCUUCUUCAAGAAAUGGUCUUCUCGACGAAUGAUGAAAGUUAGUAUCUUUGUUCGCGAUUGGGUUCAAAGAUUCUAUACUGAUUCAUAG
Molecule: messenger RNA, 1206 nt
Organism: Halteromyces radiatus
Lineage: Eukaryota; Fungi; Mucoromycota; Mucoromycetes; Mucorales; Cunninghamellaceae
Product: cyclin-like protein
Exons: 4
Coding region: 1-1206 (401 amino acids)
Biological process (GO): regulation of cyclin-dependent protein serine/threonine kinase activity; G2/M transition of mitotic cell cycle
Cellular component (GO): centrosome; nucleus; cytoplasm
Molecular function (GO): cyclin-dependent protein serine/threonine kinase regulator activity
Source: RefSeq, a predicted model, not a curated record